AUGGUUAAUAUCAGAACACCACUAUCUGAUUUAACUUCAUCAAUCUUUAAUGAAAGAAAUAUGAGUUCACCUUCACCAGCAUCUGCAUCAAGCAACUCAAGUACAAUGAAGAGUUUCAAUAUUGUUUCUACAAAUCAACUGGCUGCUUCAGCACGACAGCGGAGGAAAAGUAUUAUGGAAGCUUCCUCAUGUUCUAACCAAAGAAACAUAAAACCUCAUGCACCGCCAAGUUGUUCUAUUCAAAAAUCAAAAAAACAGUUGACUGUUACACCUCUUUCUGAUAUAACUUCCUCAUUUUCUAAUCAAAGAAAUAUGGAACCUCAUGAACAUCCAAGUAGUUAUGUUUAUAAAUCAAAAAAACAGUUGAAUGUAGGUGUUAUUCAAUCCAUGACGGUCAAACUCUUCAAUUAUUUUGGAAAUGAGAAUCAUAAUCUGGCUUUUUCAUCCACAAGCAAUAUUCCUAUACAAGAACCCACAACAUUCACUUCAACUCUAGAUGUUAACAUUGAGAGUGAUUACUCUGGUGAUGAGACGGUAACAGAUGAUUCUCUCAGUGAUAGCUCAUGUGAAUUCAAUGCCGCAGAUGCAAAUUAUGACUCAAGUUCCAGCUAUGAUGACGAAGAUGUCUAUGACUCCAAUUCUACAUCAUUUGAUUCUUUAAAUAUUGGUUAUUCUGAUAUUGGUGAUCCUAUAGUUGAAUGCACACAAUGUGGGGCACUUAUGUGGUAUCAAGAAAAAACUGACAAGCGAAAACAUAGUGCAGUUCCUAAGUUUCAACUAUGUUGUGGAAAGGGGAAAGUUGUGUUGCCACUUCUGAAAACACCACCACUAUUACUACAACGUCUUUUGUUUGAUAAUAGUGAGAUAGACAGUCGAAAUUAUCAACAAUUUUGUAGAAUGUACAACAUGAUAUUUGCUUUUACGUCUCCGAGAAUGAAAUUCGACAACAGAUUUUUAGCUGGAAGUGGACCACCUAACAUAAGAAUUCAUGGACAGACUUGCCAUCGAAUUGGGAGCAUGUUACCUUUAACUGGACAAUCUCCAAAAUUUGCUCAACUGUAUGUUUACGACACCGACAAUGAGAUUCAACAUAGAAUUAAAGGAAUUGGGAAUAACCCCAAUAUUAUUCCAGAAACAAUUAGUAGAUUGAAGGACAUGUUAGAUGAGUUCAACACACAUGCCAAAUCUUUUAGGAUGGCAGCAGAUAGAUUAAAGGAUUGUCCUUUGCCUGAUCUCAAGCUUAAGCUAAUAUCUGAUAGAUCAACAGAUGGAAGGAUUUAUAACCAACCUACUGUUUCGGAGGUAGCCGCCCUAAUAGUUGGUGAUGUUGAUACGGGUUCUAAGAGGGAUAUUCUUCUUGAAAGAAAGAGCGGAAGGCUAAAAAGAAUAAGUGAGUUUCAUUCAAGUUAUCUGGAAUAUCAAUAUCCACUUUUGUUUCCUUAUGGGGAAGAUGGUUUUAGACUUGGAGUUCUUCUUAGAGAAACUAAUACCAAAAAAAAAAUGAAGAGGAAUAAGCUUACCAUUAGAGAAUGGCUUGCUUUUAGGAUUCAAUGCAGACAUAACGAGGCACAAACUAUAUUGCGGUCAAGAAGGUUGUUUCAACAAUUUUUGGUUGAUGGAUUUACUAUGAUGGAGUCACAAAGAUUGAAUUAUAUUCGAAAACAUCAGAAAAAGCUGCGUGUUUCUAAAUAUUGCAAUUUGAGCUCAUCUGAACAGAAUGCAAACACUCAAGGAUCAAACAAAGGUAAAAGAGUGGUUUUACCUUCAACUUAUGUUGGAAGUCGGAGGUUUAUGGAACAACUCUAUUUUGAUGGAAUGGCAAUUUGUAGCCAAGUUGGAUUUCCAGAUCUUUUUAUCAUAUUUACUUGCAAUCCCAACUGGCCUGAAAUCCAAAGGUUGCUUAGCAAAAUUAACUUGAAUUCUCAAGACCGUCAAGAUAUCAUCUCAAGAGUCUUCAAAAUUAAGUUCGAUGAGUUGUUGUGUGAUCUAACAAAAAAGCACGUGUUAGGGAGAGUGAUUGCAUAUAUAUACACCAUUGAACUCCAAAAGCGGGGUUUACCACACGCCCAUAUACUAUUAUCCUUCCAUCCUUCAAGCAAGUAUCCGACUCCAGAUGAUAUAAACAAGAUCAUUUCAGCAGAGAUACCAACGAAAGAAGAUGAUAGGCAACUCUACCAUUUGGUCAAGACACAUAUGAUUCAUGGCCCAUGUGGUUUAGCAAAUGCGAAUUCAACUUGCAUGAAAAAUGGAAAGUGCUCAAAAUACUUUCUAAAGAAAUAUCAAACCGAAACCAUUGUUGAUCAGGAUGGAUAUCCCGUGUACCGAAGAAGAGAAACUGGUAAUACAGUGCUGAAAAAACACGUUCAAAUUGUUAACAGAUAUGUAGUUCCUUACAAUCCAUAUUUGUUGAAGAAAUUCCAAGCACACAUCAAUAUGGAGUGGUGUAAUCAAAGUACUUCAGUUAAAUACUUAUUUAAGUAUAUUAACAAGGGGUAUGAUAGAAUUACUGCUGCUGUUGUCCAAACUGACGGUGAUGGAUCUCCCUCGGUCAGAAUGGUUGACGAAAUCAAGCAAUAUCUUGAUUGCAGAUAUAUCUCACCAAGUGAGGCAUGUUGGAGACUUUUUUCAUUUCCUAUUCAUGGUAGAUCACCCGCAGUUGAAAGGUUGUUCUUUCAUCUUGAAGGAGACAACUCUGUUUAUUAUACCGAUUAUGAAUUGAUAGAUGAGGUGCUUGACAAACCAACUGUGAAAGAAUCUAUGUUUACGGCAUGGAUGGAAGCAAACAAAGCAUACCCAGAGGCAAAGAAUUUGUCGUACUCACAAUUUCUUUCCAAAUUUGUUUAUGAUAAAAGAUAUCGUCGAUGGAGACCGCGUAAAAGAGGAAAUACAAUUGGCAGACUUAUUUGGGUCCCUCCAAGUACGGGUGAGUUAUAUUUCUUGAGAAUGAUGCUAACAGUCGUCAAAGGUCCAACUUGCUAUGAGGAUAUAAAAUUUGUGGGUGGAAAAGUUCAGGAUUCUUUUAGGGAUGCAUGCUUCGAAAUGGGCUUUCUUAACGAUGACAAGGAAUAUGUUGCAGCCAUCGACGAAGCAAAGAAUUGGGGUUCCGGGCAUUUUUUACGAAAGUUAUUUGUCACUAUGUUACUAUCCGGUACUGUCAAUAGACCACGACAUGUUUGGGAAAAAACUUGGAGGACGUUAUCUGAUGGUAUCCUCUACCAACAAAGGCAAAAAACAAAUAGAAGAGAAUUGCAGCUAUCGGACAAUGAGUUAAAGAAUCUCACACUAAUUGAGAUUGAGAACAUGAUGCAAUCGAAUCGAAGAACUUUGCAUGAAUUUAAAUGUAUGCCGUAUCCAGAUUCAUACAUCACAAAACAUGUUGGCAAUAGGCUUAUUUAUGACGAACUUAAUUACGAUGCCGAUACCGAGAAACAGAAAUUCCAAGAACUUUUUCAUGCCCUUACAGAUGAACAACGAAAAGCUAUUCUUGCUUCAACCAUUGAAGUUGUGGACAAAAUCAAUCAUUAUGUAUUAGACUUGAUACCAGGAGAAGAGAAAGAGUAUUUGAGUUUUGAUUCCAUUGAUAGAACAGAUUCAAGUUAUACUGAAGCAUAUGAAGUUCUAACUCCUGAAUUUCUCAGUAAAUUAAGAACGUCAGGGCUUCCCAAUCAUAGGAUCAAAUUGAAGGUUGGUACACCUAUUAUGCUAAUGAGAAAUUUGGACCAAGCCGAUGGGUUGUGCAACAGAACAAGAUUAAUUGUUACAAGAUUUGCAAAUCAUGUCAUUGAGGCAAAAAUCAUGUCUGGAAAGAACAUAGGUAACAUUUUUUACAUUCCACGAAUGUCUAUGUCACCUUCUGAUUCACCUUGGCCAUUCAAGUUGAUUAGGAGACAAUUUCCGAUUAUUGUCUCCUAUGCAAUGACAAUUAAUAAGUCACAAGGUCAAUCUCUUGAUAGUGUUGGAUUGUAUUUGCCUACUCCUGUGUUUAGUCAUGGUCAAUUAUAUGUUGCAAUUUCAAGAGUUAAGAGCAAAAGUGGGCUAAAAAUCCCAAUUCAUGAUAAGGAGAAUGUACCGUGUUCUACUACUACUAAUGUUGUGUACAAGGAAGUCUUUCAAGCACUUUGA
Vicia faba (fava bean) is the source of this 4122-nucleotide messenger RNA. The record is from the annotation of a GenBank genome assembly. Lineage: Eukaryota; Viridiplantae; Streptophyta; Magnoliopsida; Fabales; Fabaceae.